AUGUCCUCCUCCACCACAACCACCACCCCCGCCGCACACCCCACACCACCACCGCUCCUGCCGCCGUUACUGUGCCCCACGCAGCUCGAAUCCACCAUAACCUCCAUCCUCAGAAGCUCCGCCGCCGCCACCUCCUCCUCUCUGCACGCGGCCGUGUCCCCGUACCUCCCCCACCUAUCUCCGCCGGUCGUCCACUCCGUCCUCUCCUCCCCCGCUCUUCGCCGUCGACCCUCCGCCCUCCUCGCCUUCCUCAGCCUGGCGCGCUCCCACUCCGCCGCCGCCAAACCCCUCUCCCUUCUACCACUCCCUCCCCUAAUCUCCCUCCUCAACUCACUCAUCUCCUUCCACAAAUUCAACGACGCCAAAACCCUACUCCAUUCCCAAAUCAUCUCCGAGCACCCCCACCACCACCUCCACCGCCACCUCCUCCACCCCGCUCCGCCUCUCCCGCCGCCGACCAAAUCCCUUCUCGACACGUGCAUAUUCGCCUACUGCCGCGCCGGCUGGCCCCACCUCGCCGUCCAGAUCUUCAAAAAGAUGAAGCGCCUCAAACUUCCCCCAAAUCUCUUAACUCUCAACACCUUACUGAGCUCCCUGGUGAAAAACAACACGUCGUCUCAAACGACCAAACUCUGCAACGAGCUGUUUAAAGACGCCGUCAACCUCGGCUUGACCCCAAGCGUGGUCACCUUCAACAUCCUCAUCCAUAGGUACUGUUUGGAGCACAAAUUCAAGGAUGCUGUGGAUUUAUUGAGGAAGAUGGAGCUCGAUUUCAGGUGCAAACCGGAUAACGCGAGCUACAACACGAUUCUCGAUGCCCUGCGUAAAAAGGGCCGGCUGAACGAAAUCCGUGACCUUCUGCUCGACAUGAAAGGUAAGGGACUUUUCCCUAACAGGAACACUUACAAUAUCUUGCUCGAUGGGUACUGCCGAGUAGGUUUGCUCUAUGAUGCAGCUAAAGUCAUGGAGCUUAUGGCUCGGGACAAUGUUUUGCCAGACGUGUGGACUUUUAACACGCUGAUAAACGGUCUGUGUGGGGCCGGGAGGCUCGACGAGGCAUUCAAGGCAAAGGACAAGAUGGAAAGUUUGAAGCUUUCUCCCGAUUUGAUCACGUAUAACACUUUGAUCAACGGGUGUUUUGAGGCGAAAAAAAGUUGGGAUGCUUUUCAGUUGGCUGAUGAGAUGAGUGAAAAAGGAGUCAAGCCGAAUGCGGUUACUCAUAACAUCAUGAUCAAAUGGUACUGUAAAGAAGGGAAGAUGGAGAAGGCGUGUGAGACGGUUAGGCAGAUGGAGGAAAAUGGCUUUUCGCCAGAUUGUGUAACAUACAAUACUCUGAUUAGCGGCUUUUAUAAGAUAGGCGAUUUCAAGGAGGCUUUUAGGGUGAUGAAUGAGAUGAGCAGGAAAGGAUUGAAAAUGGAUACUGUCACACUCAACACGGCCCUACACAGUCUCUGCCAGGAGAAAAAACUCGAGGAUGCGUACGAUUUACUCAACGCAGCAAUCAAGAGAGGCUACAUUGUGGAUGAAGUUAGUUACGGCACUCUCAUCGUGGGUUUUUUCAAAGAGGAAAAAAAUCCCGAGCGCGCGUUACAAGUAUGGGACGAAAUGAAGUCGAGAGGCGUUGUCCCGAGCAUAAUCACUUACAAUUCUGUGGUCGGUGGUCUCUGCAAGCUCGGAAAAAUGGAUUCAGCUAUAGAUAGGCUCAACGAGCUUUUGGAGAACAAGCUACUCCCAGACGAGACCACGUACAACACAAUCAUACACGGAUACUGCUUGGAGGGAAAUGUCGAGAAAGCUUUUGAAUUUCAUAACAAAAUGGUCGAGGAGAUGUUCAAACCCGACAUCUACACGUGCAACAUUCUUCUUAAGGGUCUCUGCAAAGAGGGCAUGCUCGAAAAAGCCGUUAAUCUCUUUGAAACAUGGGUUUUAAAAGGAAAAGAGCUCGAUACUGUCUCGUACAACACGUUGAUAGCUGCACUGUGUAAGGAAGGGAGGCUCGAUGAGGCCGUCGAUCGAGUUGCUGAGAUGGAGGGAAAGAAAAUCGGGCCUGAUGGAUAUACGUUUAACGCCAUUGCGGGCCCACUUAGGGAGGCCGGGAGAAGUAAGGAAGCUGAAGAGCUUCUGUCGAGAAUGUCUGAGGGUAAAAAUGAGAUUCCGUUUUUGAAGCCAAAAAACGAUAGGCAACGAGAUGGAGUUGUUGGUGAGUUGGAUUGCUCGGAAAAGAUUAACGAGCUUUGUGCCGAGGGGAGGUACAAGGAUGCAAUGCAUAUCUUUAAGGAGGCGACUCAGAAGGGUGUGGGUGUGAAUAAAUCAGUUUAUAUUACAUUAAUUAAUGGGCUGAUCAAGAGGAGGAAAACUUCUUCAAGGUCGGUUAGUUGUGGAUUCGGUUCGACUGAUGGGCAUGCUUUGUUUCUGAGCUCGGUUAUAGCAGGCAACAGUAUUAUGGGACGGGCUAAAGGCUCGCGUGUGAAAUAUGGGCUGGAGCAAUUUUGGGCUUCUACGAAAUAUGGGCCAUCUGAACCAGACCAUAUGCUUUGUUCUUAUUGGGUCAGUCCACUCGGUAAGGCUCAAUUGUAAUAUCGUGUACUUGUUGUAGUGUUGUGAACCUGAUUUGAUGAUGAAAAAAUUAUAAUUCUACGGGUUCACGGAAAGAAGAAAUGUGUAGUGUUUGUAGGAUUUUUCACUAUUUGCAGUAUUUUUUGCUCAAUGUCAAUUGUAGCUUUUUGCAGUAUAUUUUAUGGCACAAAUUCUUCUUAUAGCCUACCUAAUAGUUAGUAAGUCGUACUUUUGUACCAAAAAUGCACAUUUAUAAUAUGAU
This is a messenger RNA of Striga asiatica, 2818 nucleotides long. NCBI's taxonomy places the organism in Eukaryota, Viridiplantae, Streptophyta, Magnoliopsida, Lamiales, Orobanchaceae. The record is from the annotation of a GenBank genome assembly.